This is a messenger RNA of Arvicola amphibius (Eurasian water vole), 7752 nucleotides long. It is a transcript of the gene Camta1, whose product is annotated as calmodulin binding transcription activator 1. The record is from RefSeq and is a predicted model, not a curated record. NCBI's taxonomy places the organism in Eukaryota, Metazoa, Chordata, Mammalia, Rodentia, Cricetidae. Gene Ontology annotation, biological process: regulation of transcription by RNA polymerase II. Bases 74 to 4780 code for a protein of 1568 amino acids. Gene Ontology annotation, cellular component: nucleus. The transcript is spliced from 23 exons. Gene Ontology annotation, molecular function: protein binding; double-stranded DNA binding; transcription coregulator activity.
GCGGGGUGGCUGGGCCGGCGGCGGCGGCGGUACGAGGCGCGCGCUUGGGGUCCCGGUCGCGAGGAGGAGGAGGAUGUGGCGCGCGGAGGGGAAAUGGCUGCCGAAAACAAGCCGGAAGAGCGUUUCCCAAAGUGUAUUCUGCGGAACUAGCACCUACUGUGUUCUCAACACCGUGCCACCUAUAGAAGAUGAUCAUGGGAACAGCAAUAGUAGUCAUGUAAAAAUCUUUUUACCGAAAAAGCUGCUUGAAUGUCUGCCGAAAUGUUCAAGUUUACCCAAAGAGAGGCACCGCUGGAACACUAAUGAGGAAAUUGCGGCUUAUUUAAUAACAUUUGAGAAGCACGAAGAAUGGCUAACCACAUCCCCUAAGACAAGACCGCAGAAUGGCUCCAUGAUACUCUACAACAGGAAGAAGGUGAAGUACAGGAAAGACGGGUACUGUUGGAAGAAGAGGAAAGAUGGGAAGACGACCAGAGAGGACCACAUGAAGCUCAAAGUCCAGGGAGUCGAGUGCUUGUACGGCUGCUAUGUCCAUUCCUCCAUCAUCCCCACUUUCCACCGGAGGUGCUACUGGCUCCUUCAGAACCCCGACAUCGUCCUGGUGCACUACCUGAAUGUGCCGGCCAUUGAGGACUGCGGCAAGCCCUGUGGGCCCAUCCUCUGCUCCAUCAACACCGACAAGAAGGAGUGGGCAAAGUGGACAAAGGAGGAGCUCAUCGGGCAGCUGAAGCCCAUGUUCCAUGGCAUCAAGUGGACCUGCAGCAAUGGGAACAGCAGCUCAGGCUUCUCAGUGGAGCAGCUGGUGCAGCAGAUCCUUGACAGCCACCAGACCAAGCCCCAGCCUCGGACCCACAACUGCCUCUGCACCGGCAGCCUGGGAGCGGGCAGCAGCGUGCAUCAUAAGUGUAACAGUGCCAAACACCGCAUCAUCUCACCGAAGGUGGAACCACGGGCUGGGGGCUAUGGGGGCCACUCGGAGGUGCAGCAUAACGAUGUGUCGGAGGGCAAGCAUGAACCCAGCCACGGCAGGAGCACGAGCCGGGAAAAGAGGAACGGCAAGGUGGCCAAGCCAGCACUGCUACACCAAAACAGCACAGAGGUUUCCUCCACCAAUCAGGUGGAGGUCCCUGACACCACCCAGAGCUCCCCGGUGUCCAUCAGCAGCGGGCUCAACAGCGACCCCGACAUGGUAGACAGCCCAGUUGUCACAGGUGUGUCCAGCAUGGCAGUGGCCUCUGUGAUGGGGGGACUGUCCCAAAGUGCCACAGUGUUCAUGUCCGAGGUCACUAAUGAGGCCGUGUACACCAUGUCCCCCACCGCCGGCCCCAACCACCACCUCCUCUCGCCUGAUGCCUCUCAGGGCCUUGUACUGGCUGUAAGUUCUGACGGCCACAAGUUUGCCUUCCCCACCACGGGCAGCUCAGAUAGCCUGUCCAUGCUGCCCACCAAUGUGUCCGAAGAGCUGGUCCUCUCCACCACCCUUGAUGGUGGCCGGAAGAUUCCAGAAACCACCAUGAACUUUGACCCCGACUGUUUCCUCAAUAAUCCAAAGCAGGGCCAGACAUACGGGGGUGGGGGCCUAAAAGCCGAGAUGGUUAGCACCAAUAUCCGGCACUCGCCGCCUUCAGAGAGGGGCUUUGGCUUCACCAGCGUCCUCACCAAGGAGAUCAAGACGGAAGACACCUCGUUCGAGCAGCAGAUGGCCAAAGAGGCGGCAUACUCCUCCUCGGCAGCAGCCGCUGCAUCCAGUUCCCUCACCCUGACCGCGGGAUCCAGCCUUCUGCCGUCGGGCGGCGGCCUGAGUCCCAGCACCACCCUUGAGCAGAUGGACUUCAGCGCCAUUGAUUCCAACAAGGACUACACGUCCAGCUUCAGCCAGACGGGCCACAGCCCCCACAUCCACCAGACCCCCUCCCCCAGCUUCUUCCUGCAGGAUGCCAGCAAACCCUUACCCCUUGAGCAGAAUGCCCACAGCAGCCUGAGCGACUCUGGGGCCACCUUUGUGAUGCCCACGGUGAAAACGGAGGCCUCAUCCCAAACCAGCUCUUGCAGUGGCCAUGUGGAAACGCGGAUAGAGUCUACUUCCUCCCUGCACCUCAUGCAAUUCCAGGCCAACUUCCAGGCCAUGACCACAGAAGGGGAGGUUACCAUGGAGACCUCCCAGGCAGCUGAAGGGGGUGAGGUCCUCCUCAAGUCUGGGGAGCUGCAGGCCUGUGGCUCAGAGCACUACCUGCAACCAGAGACCAAUGGGGUGAUCCGCAGUGCAGGUGGUGUCCCCAUUCUCCCAAGCAAUGUGGUGCAGGGACUCUACCCGGUGGCCCAGCCCAGCCUGGGCAACACCUCUAAUAUGGAGCUCAGCCUGGACCACUUUGACAUCUCCUUCAGCAAUCAGUUCUCAGACCUGAUCAAUGACUUCAUCUCUGUGGAGGGGGGCAGUGGUACAAUCUACGGGCACCAGCUGGUGUCGGGGGACAGUGCUGCACUCUCACAGUCAGAAGAUGGGGCGCGCGCACCCUUCACCCAGGCGGAGAUGUGCAUUCCCUGCUGCAGCCCCCAACAGGGCAGCCUGCAGCUGAGCAGCGCCGAGGGCGGGGCCGGCGCCAUGGCCUACAUGCAUGUCGCCGAGGUGGUCUCGGCUGCCUCUGCCCAGGGCACCCUGGGUAUGCUGCAGCAGAGUGGACGGGUGUUCAUGGUGACUGACUACUCCCCAGAGUGGUCUUACCCAGAGGGAGGAGUGAAGGUCCUCAUCACAGGCCCAUGGCAGGAAGCCAGCAAUAAUUACAGUUGCCUGUUUGACCAGAUCUCCGUGCCCGCAUCCCUGAUUCAGCCUGGGGUGCUGCGUUGCUACUGCCCAGCCCACGACACAGGUCUUGUGACCCUACAAGUUGCCUUCAACAAUCAGAUCAUCUCCAACUCGGUGGUGUUUGAGUACAAAGCUCGGGCUCUGCCUACACUCCCUUCCUCUCAGCACGACUGGCUGUCACUGGACGAUAACCAGUUCAGGAUGUCCAUCCUGGAGCGGCUGGAGCAGAUGGAGAGGAGGAUGGCCGAGAUGACGGGCUCCCAGCAGCACAAGCAGACGAGCAGCGGAGGUGGCAACGGAGGUGGCAGCGGAAGUGGUACCGGAGGGGGCCAGGCCCAGUGUGCUGCAGGCACCGGGACCCUAGGGAGCUGCUUCGAGAGUCGUGUGGUUGUGGUCUGUGAGAAGAUGAUGAGCCGAGCCUGCUGGGCCAAGUCCAAGCAUUUGAUCCAUUCGAAGACUUUCCGUGGAAUGACCCUCCUACACCUGGCUGCCGCCCAGGGCUAUGCCACCCUGAUCCAGACCCUCAUCAAAUGGCGCACAAAGCAUGCAGACAGCAUUGAUUUGGAACUAGAAGUUGACCCCCUGAAUGUGGACCACUUCUCCUGUACUCCUCUGAUGUGGGCUUGUGCCCUAGGGCACUUGGAAGCGGCAGUGGUGCUGUACAAAUGGGACCGCCGCGCCAUCUCCAUCCCAGACUCUCUGGGAAGGCUGCCUUUGGGAAUUGCCAGGUCGAGGGGCCAUGUGAAGUUAGCAGAGUGUCUGGAGCACCUGCAAAGAGACGAGCAGGCCCAGCUGGGACAGACCCCCAGGAUCCACUGUGCCCCGAGCGAAGAGCCAAGCACAGACAACUGGAUGGCCCAGUGGCACAGGGAGGCCAUGAGCUCUCCAGAAAUACCCAAAGGAGUCACCGUCAUUGCAAGCACCAAUCCAGUGCAGGUGACUGGAAAUCCGAAGGGGACCAGUGUAGUAAAGGACGCGGCGCCUUCUCAGGUGCGUCCGAGGGAACCAAUGAGUGUCCUGAUGAUGGCUAACCGAGAGGUGGUGAACACAGAGAUGGGGGCCUACCGGGAUAGUGCAGAGAGCGAGGAAUGCCCCCAGCCUAUGGAUGAUAUUCAGGUGAACAUGAUGACCUUGGCGGAGCACAUCAUUGAGGCUACACCAGACCGAAUCAAGCAGGAGAACUUUGUGCCCAUGGAGUCCUCGGCCCUGGAGAGAACAGAUCCCGCCACCAUUAGCAGUACCAUGAGCUGGCUGGCCAGUUACCUCGCUGAUGCUGACCGUCUGCCCAGUGCUGCCCACAUCAGGAGUGCAUACACUGAGCCCCUAACUCCUUCUUCUAAUGCCAGCUUGAGCCCCGCAAGCUCACCUGUCAGUGAAGUGGCUUUUGAGAAACCCAGCCUUCCCUCGGCAGCAGACUGGUCAGAAUUCCUGAGCGCAUCCACCAGUGAGAAGGUAGAGAAUGAGCUUGCUCAGCUCACGCUGUCCGACCAUGAGCAGAGAGAACUCUACGAAGCUGCCAGGCUUGUCCAGACAGCCUUCCGGAAAUACAAGGGCAGACCCUUGCGGGAACAGCAGGAAGUGGCCGCUGCCGUCAUUCAGCGCUGUUACAGAAAGUACAAGCAGCUGACAUGGAUAGCCUUGAAGUAUGCACUUUACAAAAAGAUGACCCAGGCGGCCAUCCUCAUCCAGAGCAAAUUCCGAAGUUACUAUGAGCAGAAACGGUUCCAGCAGAGCCGGCGUGCUGCAGUGCUGAUCCAGAACUUCUACCGGAGUUACAAGAAGUGCGGCAGAAGACGGCCAGCCCGCAGGACAGCGGUCAUCGUGCAGCAAAAGCUUAGGAGCAGUUUGCUGACCAAAAAGCAGGACCAAGCUGCUCGAAAAAUAAUGAGGUUUCUACGUCGCUGUCGUCACAGAGUGAAAGAAUUGAAAAAGGCCAAGGAACUUGAAGACACACAGCAGCAUCCCUUAGCAAUGUGACAUUGCUUCUCAGACUGUUUUCAUUUCUGUUUUUAGCAGAGACAUGCAACAACAACAACAAACAUGCGCGUGCACACACACAUACACACACACACAUACACACACAAUCCCUCUGCAGUUUUGGGGAGUCAGCUGCAGGAUUUUAACAAGAAUGUUUUGGUCAUUGCAUUUGCACUUUCAUGGACAACUUUUAAUUUGAUCAGCAAGACAUCUUGGAACUCAAUCUUCUGUUGGAUCACAGGAAAACAAGACACCAGGAGGAACUGGAAGGGCUUCCUCAUCUUAGGAAGAAGCCACUUUCCUUGUCAUUAGGGCUGUAUUCAAACAUCGUGUGGAACUGUACAAAUAUUUAUACCAAAAAUAUAGCUAAGAACAGGUGGGGCGAGGCUAGCAACACAAGGAGUGCUGUGCCUGCACCUUCGGUUACUUCCAAGAAGCUGAAUCUUUGGUUCUCAGUGGAGGGCUUAGGUCACCCAAGUCAUUAUUGAGUCUGUGUUCUCAUUUCCUUCACUGUUCUGUUUUGUUUUUCUUUUUCCUGUUUGUUUGUUCGUUUGUUUGAAUCUCUACAGCACACUUAAUGCAACUUUUAACAUCUGCAGGUUUUCAAUGUUUUGUGAAAAUUUGCAGAGGGGCAGUUGUGUGGUAAACGGGUAAUGCACGGGAAAUAACGAGAAACAGCUUACAGAAUUUAAAUCCAUUUUCUUGUCCCCACCACCUCCCAAGAACCUGUGAGGAUAGUGAUCAUCUCGUCCCUCUUCUCAUGUUCAGCACUUUAAUUUGUUUGCCUUACUUUCACUGCAAUGAGAAUUACUUAAGAAUUGGUAACGCAUGUAGCCUUUUUUAGUAACCUUGGAAACCGUAGUAAUUCCAAGGAAUCAUAAACCUUGCCUGGACAUUUGCCACCUAAACGACCAGUGUGGUGCUGCAUUUUGGCCAGUAAAUUCCAUGUUUUGGCUCUAUCUCAUCCAAACGGAGUGGCUUCUGUGUACAUAUAAAAGGUAGAAAUGAAAAAAAAGCGAGAAAAUAUUUGAAAGGGGUUAUAUUAAUUGCUAAAUAUUUUAUUCACAAAGGUCAAUAAGAUGGCAAGAUGAAAUUAUUUGUAUAGUUUUGUCUGAGCGAGAACAACGUGGAUGUAUUGUUUGUAUAUAUUGUAUAUAUUAAAACAAAGAUGUGCAUGAAAUCAAGAAAAAGAACAAAAGCAAAGCGUUAGUGGCUAUGGUCUGUAAAAUGAAACAAAAAAACUUUAUUUCACUAUAAGAGUACUUUAUUUUAAAUGUUCUGUAGAAGAACAUUUUGCUAAAGCAUGACUAAUCUGCAAAAAAUAAAAGAGAGCUACUGUAUUUAGAAAUAGGAAAAAAGGCAGAGUAGCAUUACUUUAAAAAAAAAAGGAUAUGUUUACAUUUAAUUUUGGCUACCAGGAGUUUAUUUUAUUUUAUUUAAAAAAAUUUUUUUGCCAAAGGUGCCAAGUAAUGUGAAUGCUAAUAUUGCUUAAGAAAAUUAAGUUACUUUUGCAAAAUAGAUAAUCAUAAGAUGAAUCCUUACAGAACUUAACACCAUCCGCUCACACCAACAAAGAACAUUAGAACAAUUAAAAUUUGACAAAAGAAUUAAUGUGAAAUUAUAAAAAAGGCAUUUUCAUAUCUCCUGCUGAAAAUAAAAAAAUGAAUAAAAAAUUGCUCACAUGAAAAAGUAAAAGAAACCAUGGAGGCUGGUGUUGAAGGGAUGCGUGGUGUAGCUCUUUUCAUGGAAGAGGAGCCAAAGAAACAGAUGCUUUUUAAAUUAAACAAUUAAUGUCAAACAGAGAGAACCAAUUUUGCAUUUGCUAAUGCCAGUUUAAAAUCCCAGGUUAAGUGUGAGAAUUGGUUGGUAUGAGAUUUUCUUUAAAAAACAAAAACAUGGUUCUGGCUGCCAACUGUGAGUUAAACUCAAGGCUUGCUGUGAAGCCUAAAAAUAUUCACAAAUAAGCUUUAAACUGGUGUCUUCAGAAGGAAGCUAGAAACAAAAAGAUUGUGGUUAAAAACAACACUGGGGUCAGUGCUCUUGGUGCCUUUUCUAUAACCGUGGUUGUUUUUUAAUUACUCCCUUCACUGCCAACCUCAGAUUACUGUACAGUGUACGUCUCUGCUCGUGAUCAGCGCGGACAACAGUGACAGCCCCACAGCUAGCAGCCACCUGUACAUUUGUAAGCUGACCUGACCCGAUUUUGUUUUUACAUGUGUGGGUUACGUUGCCGCUGUUGGAAUCCUUGCCCCCUACCCCCCAUACCUAUUAUUUGACACAGUUUGACCUGUCUGAGGACAAUUUAUAAAAACAUAAUUGUAUUCAUAACAGGGAAUAGAAUGUGAAGCCAGCUCUUUCAGAAUAUCCUAUAUUAAUACUGGAUUUGGAUACAUUUACUCCAUUGCUUAUGGUUCAGAUAACUGAUCAUGUGACCAGAGUAAUGACCUCAGUGGAUUUGCUUCAACCCUCACGUUUAUUUUUUUAAAUGUUUCACAUGCCACAUUAUUAGCUCAAUAAGUUAGAAAAUUCUGGAAGAUAGAGACUUACGUAGAAUUAGGAUGUUCUUAUGGAGGGGACAGAAGUAGGGUCAAAACCUACCAGUACAACUGUGAAUUCUAGGUGAGGUCGAAGCGUACUUCCACUGAAACAAAGCAUUUCUGACCACCUUUUUUGAUUGUGACACUUAAUUUUGAAUAUAAGGUGAUAGGUAGGCGCAGCUUUCUUGGAUAAUCUGAAUUCCCAAGUGCCAGGAGUAGGAUUUCAUUAUAAAAUUAAUAGCUAACCUUAUUCUGUCUCCUGAAGUUUUAAUUGCUGUCCUUGUUACCCAUUCAGAAUCAGCUGUACUGUGUGAAUGAAAUCAAGACAUUACGACGAACCCCUUUCUGGCUGCACGGUCGCUUAUGGCAGUUCCACACAGUAGUUGGCGCCCAAUGGGGGGUCCCUGAGACUUGCAUGUAAAACUAGUCUAGAUG